This is a messenger RNA of Grus americana (Whooping crane), 7216 nucleotides long. It is a transcript of the gene PKNOX1, whose product is annotated as PBX/knotted 1 homeobox 1. The transcript is spliced from 13 exons. The coding region runs from base 5177 to 6487 and encodes 436 amino acids. NCBI's taxonomy places the organism in Eukaryota, Metazoa, Chordata, Aves, Gruiformes, Gruidae. Gene Ontology annotation, biological process: angiogenesis; regulation of transcription by RNA polymerase II. Gene Ontology annotation, molecular function: DNA-binding transcription factor activity, RNA polymerase II-specific; RNA polymerase II cis-regulatory region sequence-specific DNA binding. The record is from RefSeq and is a predicted model, not a curated record.
GCCCGGCAGGGGCUCUCCGGGGUUCUCCUCGCCCCCGCCUCUCGUCGCUGCCGUGCCAGGCCCCGCCGACCCGACCCAACCCAGCCCAGCCCGGGGAGCCCUCGCCUGUGGCGGGGAUCAAGCCGCCGCAGCAGCUGACUCUCCCCGCACCUGCCCCGGCCCGGCCGGGUGCGGCCCCACGGGGGGGAGAAAGGGGGCUGCCGGCGGCAGUUGGCCGCGCGUAGCCCCCGUGCCGGCGCCGUGGGGUGCCAGCGGGGGUAGGGUGGUGACCCCCCCGGCCCUGCUGCCGCUUCGUUGGCGGCGCGGUCCGGCGGAGCCCGGCCCGGUCCCCGGGAGAGCUGAGGCUGGCGUGUCUUUGGCUGUGCUGCCCCCCCCGCCGUCUCCCCUCUUAUUCAUAGAAAGCAGAUUCUGUUAGCGGCUGGCACUUGGGGCUGUGUGUGCAGUUCUGGCGUGAGGUGGUUUCUUCCUCUUUUUUUUUUUUUAAAUUUAUUUUUGAUGUGACCUCAUUGUCUCUUGGCUCGGUUACGAGUAGAGGCUUCUUGACACCUAGACCGAGUCUUCCUGAAUGUUUACACAGCCGCAAUUAGGAGCUGAAACUUGACAUUGCCCAGAGGCCCUGCUUAUGAUGUGUGUAAACAAUAAUAAAUCAAGUGCUGGUUUUAUCCUGAAAUAUUGCUUCAAUUAGCCACAUGUCCCGGGUCUCUGUGGAGUAGUCGAUAGCUUUCCCUCAUUCCCACAACCCCAGCUGUAUGGCCCAGAGUUCAUCAGUUUACAAUAUAAGUAGUUAACACAUCUGUGUGAUGCUUCUCUGUAUAGCUUAUCAUGAUUUUUUUUAUUAAUUCUUAAAUAUUUUCUGUUGUCCUAAAUGGGAAUAUAAAAUGUAAUUUUAGAGACACCAUCGUGUGUUUUUUCUUGUUGGUUUGUUUUGGUUUUUUUAAUCUGCUGCUGGGUUUGUGACCCCUUUUAUCAGUUAUAUCUAAGUAAGUGACUAGUAUGGUUUUCAGAGGGAGAAUGAAACUCUAGAUCUGGUACAAUACCCUUAUAAAUGAAUUUUUAUGCCAUGCAAUGAAUUUUUUUUUUUUUUUUUUUUUGGUCACAUGCAGAUAAGAGCUGUCAAGGCAAGAUUAAUUUUUGUCCUUACCCCUAUUCGGAAUAUGAUGUGUGCAUUCUGUUGAACAGAUCACAGGAAUAGGGAGCACGGACAGUAUGUUCUGAUCUGUGGAUGCUGGAAAACACUUGAGCCAGCAUCCUAUGCAGGAGGGUGUAGAUAGUUUUCGAUGUAUGCUAAAAGUGUCAUCUAAUUGUUGAAAAAUUCUUUCUUAGUCUUUACAAAAACGUGCACAUAUAGUUAGUUCAUAAUACUGUUCAUAAUUUUAUUCUAGAGCAUGCUCUGCAUGAAGUUUCGCUGGUGUAGAUUGAUUAAGGGAACUGUAACAACUACAGCUUUAGAAAUUUAUGCACCUUGCUGUUCUCUGUAGUGUGAAUACACUUAUUCCCUUUGCUCUAUGGGAUAUAAACUGUUUACAGUCUACCUGUGCUAUAGGGUUAUAUCCCUUUAGUUAUAUAUGUGUAGUUAAAGUGAUACAGCUUCUGCAGCUGGGUAAGCGCUGAAGUCUUGUUUAAGAAUGAGUCCUGGUUAGUCCCUGUUAGCUGCAUGUACAAAUUUUAUGGAUUAUACUUAACCAGGAAUCAAAUCGUUGUGAUUGUAUCAGAAAUCUUUGUAUGUAUUUCCAGACCUUGUAAUUGCUAGAGUAUCAAGCAACAGCAAAUGCAUCUUGAGUGCAUUUUCUAAAUAGCUGUGUAAAACAAAAUUACGGAAUUAUCCUUUUCUGAGUGUGUGUGUGUAGCCAUAUAUAAUCAUUACAUGUAAGUUUUCAAAAACUUGUGAGGGGAAAAACCCCCAAAAUAUUUCACAUUUAUUUAGUCUGAAGAAACAGUUUCACACUUCUUGGUACGUCAUUGUUUUUAAGCUAUCCAAAAUAAGUAAUUCUGAUUCUUUUUUUUAAUGUAUGUUCUAUCUUCAGUUUAUUUUAUGAAGCAUAUAGUAUAUUUUUAUUGUUGACUGUUACCACUCUACAUAUUUUCUUGUCAUGUUACGAUUAAAGUAUCCACAGGAAAACUUCAGUGUAGGUUUCAGUAUGUUUUCUUAACGUAACCUUCAGUUAAGUGGUGAAAGGCAUAGUUCCAUUUACUUAGUUUGCAGGGUAAAGAUAGGUAGUGCAGAGGCUAUUGCACUGCACUGAGACCUUGAAGACUGAUACCGUUCAUUCUCAUUGAUCUCCUGAGUGAUUUGAGGGCAUCUUAAAUCUUUGCCUGUGUCUCCUUCUCUAAGUAAAUUGAAUACUAAUACCUGUCUCCUGUCUGAAGUGGGUCUUAUGUAGUUAAAUUGCUUUGCUGGACUGGAAUUUAUCUUGUUACUAUUUCCUAUGUGCUAAUAGGAAAACUGAGAAUUCUUCAAAUUUUAUGUGUGGUGUUGUUACGGUUGGUUGGGGUUUUUUUUGUAUUUGGAAAUUUCACUUUGGCAUGUAAAAAGUUAGUCUGAUGUUAAGUAACUUACAGCCUUGACUUGUACUCUUUCUUAAUCUAAAUACAAUUUUAAAGAUUUGGAUUAUCUUUGAAUAUAAAAAUAACAUUUUAAAACUAAGCCUUUGCAGUCUCCCAUUAGAGCAACUGAAAGGAGUUUGGAAUGCACUAAGUAUACAUAUUUAUUCUAAAUACUUCAGUCUUAUAAAAUGGGUAUGCCUUCUAAAAGUUGUACUUUCUUUUUCAGAAUUUUGCUUUCUGAGUGUAUUUUUCUCAUACCUUUCCCUGUACCAUAAAUGCUGUGCUGUAAUCAAGUCAUAAUAAUUCUAAUUGCUACCACAGCAAGUUUAGAAGUGUUUAGGAGCAGUUCAAUUUCCUGGAAAGGAAUAACGCUUUUGCUGUUAUUAAGCCCUGUACUAACGGCCAAGGGUGAAUGAUCCUCAGACCCACUACUGCGGUAGUGGAACUACUUGUUCUAAUGGCUCUGUUAAUGUCCUGAAUGAAGAGAGAUAUAGUCCAAAUUGUAUUUUACAGUAUUAUGUGGUGGUCUGGGAGCCAAAUGUUACCUCCGCAAAACUGGAACACAUGUGAAAGCUUACAAUAAAGCAGAUUAAUAUUUUUAUUUUGGUGUAAGUAAGACGGAAUUAUUUUUUUUGUGUGAAAUUUAAAAUUCCACAAAUGUUACUUCUCUCUUGCAGCAGCUGGUUGCUUCAGUCUCACUUGUUAAAAGAGUCUGUAGGUUUACAAAUGAUAAGUCUCGGGGGGGGGGUAUUUUACUACAGCUGAACGCUGUACAAAAUGUAAAACAACUUACUGCACUUCUAAGCAAGAGGAUUCCAAGAGCAAGGAAAAAAGCUGCUGAUAGAGUUCUUUCCUUUGUUAACUUGCUGCCAGAUGUUACCAAAGUAUUUUACUGGGACCAUUAUAGCUCUCCCUAAGAUAACCGAAUGCUGAAGUAUUCGCAUUUGUUAGCAGGUUCUUCACUUUGUUCAAUAAGAUUGUUUCAUGUUGUAACUGUAGAACAUGGAUGUCAUCAGAUGGAACUAGGGGUAGGGUAGAAAAUAAAAUGGCAACAUCAAGAAUCUGGAAAUGCCAAUCUUUGUUAAUGGAGCACUGGCAUGCUUUUAUGAAGCAGCAUGGGUAUACCAAGUCACAUAUGUUACUGAAAGACAAAAAGGAAGUUGGUGUUAGAAGUGGAAACAAAACUUAGAUCUGCUUGUCAUCACAUGCUUGCUUAUCAUUCUUUAUAUGAACACACUUGUUUUUAAUACAGCAACUACUGCAGGCCAUGUUGUUCUCACAGAUGUGUAUAAAAGAGCUAUUUGCUGUUAAUCAGGGUGGCUGUUUAAGUAUUUGGACAGUCAAAAGGUGAUUUUUGAAAAUGGGAACAAACUGGCUGUGAUAAUCGUGUACUGUCCCUUAGCCUGCUAUACCUGUGGGUCUGUAACUGUCAUCUUCUGCAGCUGACAGUAAACUUAGACGAAGUAGAAUAUGGUAGCUUACUGCUGAUGUACUAAAAGAGGAAUCCGUUUUUUAAAAACCACCAAUUCCAAUUGAUAUUUUAUAUGUGAGCUUUUGGAAUUGCCUGUGUUUUUUCUUGAGGACAGAGGAAGCUAGGGAAUGUGGCUAUACUUCACUUCCUGCUUAGUGUUUUUCAAAUUACAUAGCAAACAAAACACAGGGAAAAGGUUACUAUAAUACUUACUACUGAAGAAUAAAGUUCAAGUCUUUUAUAUUCAAAGGAAACAAAGGCAAUUAUGAAACAGAAAUUGGAACGUGAAACAUGUUUAACAUACCUAGAGAAUAUGGGAAUGAAAAUGUGUGUGUGAUGAUGUAUGUUUUGUAACUAAAGAACUUCCAGGUCACUCUAUGAUCACUUAAUUUACAUGUGUUCUAUCCCAUUUGUGUGUGUUGUAGGCCAUGAUAGCACCGAUGCCAGGAGUAAGGUUACUUCUUUUUUUUUUUUUUAUUUUGAGAUGUUUUCAGUAGCUUAUUUCUUAGUCAUACUGAAAUUUGCCAUGAUGAGUAUGUUUGAGCAGGGUUAUUCUGGAAACUUUAAGUGAAAAUGACUCAGCAUUUUGAGAAUUCCUUUAAGAGAAAUUAAAUAUGUUAAUUUAAAAGGGGGGGAAAUGCUUCUUUGGCUUAUUUAAGAGCAUAUCAACACUUCAGUUCUGGAAUUCAGCAUUGCAGAGGAGAGAGGGGAAGAGAGCGUAAACGUUGACAUGGAGCAUAUGGCUGUACCUUGAGAAACUUGAACAAAUCAUAAGCUCUUGAAAAACUGUUUCAUGCAUGUUACUCAGCAAAUAUUUAUUAACUAGGCUAUCUGAAAAUUCCAUGUAACACCAGUAUCUCCCUGUCUGUUGGUCCUUGCAUGUCACCUGACUGUGCAGUCAUCAUCUGGACCAAGUAGUUAAGCACGAUGCAUCCCACAGCAGUAGGUGAUGGGUCUUUGUUUCUUACUAGCCGACAUGCAAAACAGGAGAAUGAACAGAGGGUCUUCUACGCUUGAAUAAACAAGGUUUCUCUCCUCUACAUUGUACAUCAGUGGGAAUUACUCCGUUGGAACAAAAUAAUGUCGUCUUCAACCCAUUGAAGGAAAGGGAAUAUUUGUUCAUACUUAUAAUGAUUUGACAUAAUUAACAUUUUAUUAACCAUGAUGGCAACACAGACAUUAAGUAUAGACAACUAUCAAGAUGGACAACAGAUGCAAGUAGUAACAGAGUUAAAAACUGAACAAGAUCCCAACUGCUCUGAAACUGAUGCAGAAGGGGUGAGUCCUGCCCCUGUAGAAUCUCAAACUCCAAUGGAUGCAGACAAGCAGGCCAUUUACAGGCACCCGCUAUUUCCCUUGUUAGCAUUAUUAUUUGAAAAAUGUGAACAAUCUACACAAGGCUCAGAAGGCACAACUUCUGCUAGUUUUGAUGUAGAUAUUGAAAAUUUUGUAAGGAAGCAGGAGAAAGAAGGAAAACCCUUUUUCUGUGAAGAUCCAGAAACCGAUAAUUUGAUGGUAAAAGCAAUUCAAGUUCUACGUAUCCAUCUGCUUGAGCUAGAAAAAGUUAAUGAACUCUGCAAGGAUUUCUGUAGUCGUUACAUUGCCUGCCUGAAGACAAAAAUGAACAGUGAAACUCUAUUAAGUGGAGAGCCUGGAAGCCCUUAUUCACCUGUGCAAUCACAGCAAAUUCCAAGUGCCAUUGCAGGCACACUCAGUCCCCAAGGGAUUAUGGUGCCAGCAUCAGCAUUGCAGCAGGGAAAUGUAACUAUGGCAACAGUAGCAGGGGGGACAGUGUAUCAGCCAGUCACUGUGGUCACUCCACAAGGUCAAGUGGUGACCCAAGCACUGUCACCUGGGACUAUUCGGAUCCAGAACUCUCAGCUUCAGUUGCAAUUAAACCAAGAUCUAGGCAUCUUGCAUCAAGAUGAUGGCUCAUCGAAAAAUAAAAGAGGAGUUCUUCCCAAGCACGCUACAAAUGUGAUGAGAUCUUGGCUUUUUCAGCAUAUAGGGCAUCCAUAUCCAACAGAGGAUGAGAAGAAACAGAUUGCAGCACAAACAAAUCUGACACUACUCCAGGUUAACAAUUGGUUUAUCAAUGCUAGAAGGCGAAUUCUUCAGCCAAUGCUGGAUUCCAGUUGUUCUGAAACUCCAAAAACAAAGAAGAAAACAGCUCAGAACCGACCAGUUCAGAGGUUCUGGCCUGACUCCAUUGCCUCAGGAGUUGCUCAGCAGCAAUCUAACGAGCUCACGAUGUCAGAUGGUGCUGUUGUAACAAUUACAGCUCCAGUCAACAUGAAUGUAGACAGUCUCCAGUCUUUGUCAUCUGAUGGUGCUACUUUGGCUGUUCAGCAAGUUAUGAUGGCAGGGCAAAGUGAGGAUGAAUCUGUAGACAGCGGUGAAGAUGAUGGAGGAGAUCUCUCAACAACAAAUAUCAGUGGGCUGGUCUUGGAUAACAGCGAUUCUCUGCAGUAGGAAGCAAGAGAGUGUGACAAAUGUUUAGGAAAAAGAAUGAACUGACUGACUGUUUUUAUAGUUUGCACAGCAAACAUUUUACACAAGUUUUAUUUCUAAUAUGUUUUAUAUGUAGAUAUAGAAGGGUGCACUUUUUUGUAUUUCAUAGUAAGCUUAAAGAGUGUUUUUGCAGGUGCAGCAACUUCUUUCAAAUGUGCUUUUCUCAUUUCUUUUCCUUAUUUCAGAAAAUUAUAUCUGCUAAUAUAAAGAACCACAUAAGCACCCCUUUGUUCUAUGAAUUGGAAGUGCUGCAAUUUCUAAAGAAUUACGCAGUUUCAAUUAGUGCUGUUAUUUAACACAGCUCUUGAUGGGCAUGUGAUGUAAAUUUAAAGCAUGUGACACUAGUGUGUGGAACUUGAUCAUUAAGUUAGAUGCAUAUAUUUGAAAGAUGCUUCUGCACCUUAAAAACUGCUAGUCUGAGGUGGACAGCAACACACAUAAAAAGAAAAAUGUUGAUGUGUGAUUCAGUAGCGAAUGUAUGGCAAUUUAAAUAAGUUUAGUUUCUCUCAUAGUCCGUGAGCCUGUUUAUCAUUUGCUAUAAAAACUCCUAUUUUUACCUUGCCGGGGUUAUUGGAUAAAAAAUAUUUUUAUAAAUUCACUAGGAAUUGGGAUGACGACUGUAUUAAGCAGGAGGAAAAAAAAAAAAAAAGAAUUUCCAGAGGGGAAAAAUAAAUGUUUAGUAUUCCUAUU